CUUCGUCAUGCGGCCUCUCGCUCGGUCGUUGAUUCGUCCCUAUGUCUGUCCCUCUUGUCGAUCGGGUCGUCUGCCGGCUCGGAGGCAAUUUGCGUCGGACGCCCAGGUGACUCCCGAGAUCUAUGAUGUGGUUUGCGUCGGAGGGGGGCCUGCCGGCCUCGGUCUCUUAGCUGCGCUCCGAGCUUCUCCGGCGACUUCGAAACUCAAGGUUGCGUUGAUCGAGACCCAGGACCUCCAGAAGGCUCGCGCAUGGAACCUCGAUUCGCAGCACUUCUCCAACCGAGUCAGCAGCCUGACGCCGUCGUCCGUCUCGUUCUUGCAGAAAAUCGGUGCUUGGGAUCAUCUGGACCAGGACCGCGCUCAGCAAUACCAGGAGAUGCAGGUAUGGGAUGGGGAAACGGGCUCCCGCAUCUCCUUCGACUGGUCCAUGGAAACGUCGCCGUUCGAGGACCUGCGCACUGUCGCAACCAUGACGGAGAAUUCGAAUCUGGUUCGCGCGCUUCUGUCGCGGAUAUCCGCGUCGGGCGAUGAGAACGUCUCCAUUUUCUCCAACACCACCGUCUCGUCCAUCGACAAUGGCACGGACCUUCCCGACGGGCCGGAUCUGUCGGCCUGGCCGAUCCUGUCUCUCUCGCCGACGGGAGCCGCACCAUCGCAAGCACCGUCGCGCAUCGCGGCCAGAUUGUUGGUCGGGGCCGACGGAAUCAACAGUCCGGUUCGUCGGUUCGCUGAUAUCUCGACCGAUGGGUGGGACUACAACCGAAACGGCGUGGUCGCGACUCUGUCGCUGGCGGAGCAGGACCCGGUCCCGUUCCCGCUUGGCACAAAGACAGCCUACCAGCGUUUCCUGCCCUCACUGGGCGGUCCCGUGGCUCUCCUCCCCUUACCCAACAACCACGCGACCCUGGUGUGGUCGACCACAGCGGAGAACGCCGCCUAUCUCAAAUCCCUGGCCCCCAAAUCGUUCAUCGCAAUGGUAAACGCAGCCUUCCGGCUUGGCAUGCCGGACCUGAAAUACAUGAUGGGCAUGGAGAAGCCUACAUCGUCAGACGUCGACGAUCAGCACGAGAGCGAGUUGUCCUGGCGCCUGCAACACACGCCCCAAUCCGGCCCACAGCCUCCACUAGUGACGGGCGUGCAAGAAGGAAGCGUAGCGGCCUUCCCUCUCCGGUUCCGCCACGCCUCCACGUACGUCUCGCCGCGGGUGGCCCUCGUCGGCGAUGCGGCUCACGUCAUCCACCCUCUCGCCGGACAGGGCCUCAACCUCGGUAUGGGCGAUGUAGCAUCCCUGGCCCGCACCCUCGAUUACGCCGCGACCCACGGAAUGGACGUCGGCGACAUUCUGACCCUCGAGCGGUACGCCGCGGAGCGGUACACCACCAACGCCAAGAUCGGCGGCGCCUGCGAUAUGCUCCACAAGUUGUACAAUGUUCCGGGCCAGGGACCGAUCGCUUGGGGGCGGAGUCUGGGUUUGGAGGUCAUUGAGCGGCUCCCGUUUGUCAAGGGCUUGCUGAUGAGGCAGGCGGAGGGUUGAACCACUGCCGUCCAUGAGGAUUCUGCUGUACGUUAUAUGGUUUAUUAGUGUGUGUUUCGAUGCAGUUCUGUGCGUAUAGAUAGAUAGAUGUAUUAUAU
Messenger RNA from Aspergillus campestris IBT 28561, 1632 nucleotides. Its product is annotated as putative ubiquinone biosynthesis monooxgenase (Coq6). The transcript has 2 exons. Gene Ontology annotation, biological process: ubiquinone biosynthetic process. The coding region runs from base 8 to 1534 and encodes 508 amino acids. Gene Ontology annotation, cellular component: mitochondrion. NCBI's taxonomy places the organism in Eukaryota, Fungi, Ascomycota, Eurotiomycetes, Eurotiales, Aspergillaceae. Gene Ontology annotation, molecular function: FAD binding; 2-octaprenyl-6-methoxyphenol hydroxylase activity; oxidoreductase activity, acting on paired donors, with incorporation or reduction of molecular oxygen, NAD(P)H as one donor, and incorporation of one atom of oxygen. The record is from RefSeq and is a predicted model, not a curated record.